Rhineura floridana is the source of this 2187-nucleotide messenger RNA. RefSeq names its product ATPase H+ transporting accessory protein 1 (gene ATP6AP1). The transcript is spliced from 10 exons. Bases 16 to 1500 code for a protein of 494 amino acids. The record is from RefSeq and is a predicted model, not a curated record. Lineage: Eukaryota; Metazoa; Chordata; Lepidosauria; Squamata; Rhineuridae. Gene Ontology annotation, cellular component: proton-transporting V-type ATPase complex.
UAUUGGUUCUCGUUGAUGCUGCCUGGGGCCCUCAUUGGUUGUCCUCUCCAGGCCGCGGGCACCUGCCCUUCUCUUCGUGUUCCAAUUGGCUGCGGCGGGCCGGGAAAGCAGGAGAAGGGUGAAUUGCGAAAGGAACAGGAAGGGAAGAUGGCGUUACAGGAGGUGGCUGGUUUUCUGCUCUUGGGCCUGGGGCUAGUAUUCGCGCAGACAGGACAGGUGCCCUUGCUGGCUUGGUCUAGCCAAAGCUCUUUAUGGUCCUCCUUGGCAGCACCGCAUGAAGGGCAUGUGGUGACAGAAACUCAACUUGCAGCUUUACUGGAUUCAGCACUAGACAGUGGACCUCACAAUGUGCUGCUUUUCCUUCAGGAGAAACUCAGCGUCGAGGAUUUCACAUCCUACGGUGGGGUGUUUGGAAACAAGCCAGACAGCGCCUUCCCUAAUCUGGAGAAUGCGCUUGGUGUAGCUCCAUCCUCCUUGGUGCUUCCCUCCGUGGAUUGGUUUGCAGCCAGUGCUGUCCCUGCCUUUUUGAAGGCCAAGCUGGGCAUAUCGCCUCUUCACUUGGAUCAGAACACCCUGCAGGAGCUGCGGCUCAAUGCCAGCCUACCUGCCCUGCUGUUGAUACGACUGCCGUAUGCCACUGGCUCUAGUCUCAUGGCCCCAAAGGAAGUUUUAACCAGCAAUGAUGAAAUCCUGGGACAGGUUUUGAGCACCCUUCAGUCAGAAGACAUCCCCUACACAGCUAUCCUGACUGCUUUGCAGCCCUCACGGGUUAUCCGAGAUGUGUCUGACAUAGCUUCUGAGCGACUGGGGCGGCAGUUGCUCCAAAAGGAGACUGUGAUUGCACCACUUCGUUACCCUAAACAUGGGAUCCCGCAGAUUCUCUUCUGGGCCAGCCACUUCUCAGUGGCUUUUAAUGACACGUGGCAUGACCUUACCAACCUCACGUUUGGAAGUCAGGCCUCAGUCGAUGUGGAAGAGUCCCAGUGGAAGGCUAAUGCUUCUCAGUUGGUACUGAAGUAUGCAAAUGUAGGUGGGAGUUCCUUGACAGUCAGGUUCCGCAUGUCAAACUUCCUCUACCCAGUUUCUGCUCGGUACUGGUUUACCCUCCACACUAUGGAGUUGGUCAGGCCUCGGAACCCCCCUGCUGUCUUCAAUGCCACCCAGGUCAUGGCACCCAGCAAUUAUUCUUUCAGGUGUACCCGUGUGAGCAGUCAGCCGACCUCUGGGGCCAUCUUAGUACCUAGCAGCAAUUCAGCCAGCCAGUGGAAAGUGCUGAUUGCGAAUUUUCAGAUCCAGAGCUUCAAUGUGACAGGUGAAAGAUUCUCCUAUGCCAGUGAUUGUGCCGGCUUCUUUUCUCCUGGGAUCUGGAUGGGGCUGCUGACCUCCCUGCUGCUUGUUGCCAUUUUCACCUACGGCCUCCACAUGGUUAUGAGUCUCAAGACUAUGGACCGUUUUGAUGACCCCAAGGGACCUACCAUAUCUGUGCCCCAGACAGAAUAGGGGCCAGUUCAUGUACUCCCUGCCUUGGGAUCCUUGUGACAGUGCUGGGCUUGUUCUGUUCAUUCCAUCUGUCAUCACUUUUCCUUCCCAACCCACACCAGCACAAUGCAUUACACCCUGUUGGUCCCAGUCCUUUAACUUCUCUCCCUUCUACUUCCUUCUCCCCAAUAGUUGCUUUCCUGCUAAAAUUCCCUGGUCACUUGUUCUCUCUCCUUUGAUCCUUUGUAGCUUCCCCAGCCUGAAACAUUGCAGGGGCAUGCUAUAAACAAGAAGGAUGGUGUAGAUGUCCUGUUUUAUGGAAGUGCAGAUCCUGUGUGUUGCAGUGUCAAGGCUGUCCAUGUUCAACUUUUGCUGAGGACACAUCUUCAGGGACACACUGCCAUCCCCCUUCAUUUUUCAGUGGGACAGAAGCAGUCCUGCCUUGGAUGUACAUUCUCUAAGGUGGUUGUUGUAUUUAGAAGUCUCCUUAUCUUGCCUCCUCCCCAAUCCUUGUUUGCAGCCGUGUUAUAAAUGGUCUCUCCCCCCCCCCCCCAGCCUUAUUUAUUUAUGUGGUUUCUGUGAUUAGUACUGUUUACAGUGACUCAGUAUUUGGAACUCCAUGCUGCUCUUGAUUGGGGUGGGGGCUUCCUUCCUGUGAAUCCUCACCGUUAAAUUAACUUGAAUGAUGUGAAUAAAAGAGGAAGUCUA